This is a messenger RNA of Sitophilus oryzae (rice weevil), 2805 nucleotides long. RefSeq names its product protein bicaudal C (gene BicC). Bases 231 to 2696 code for a protein of 821 amino acids. The record is from RefSeq and is a predicted model, not a curated record. Gene Ontology annotation, molecular function: RNA binding; protein binding. Gene Ontology annotation, cellular component: cytoplasm. The transcript is spliced from 13 exons. Lineage: Eukaryota; Metazoa; Arthropoda; Insecta; Coleoptera; Curculionidae.
GUUUUAAGCCGUCUAUAUAUUCACAACGUAUUUUAUAUAUUUUAAUAAUUUUGUGUUUUAAUUAUAUCUAUUUAUUUUAAAAUGUUUUUUCUUCAAAAUGGCUUUUUUAACAAUGUUUAGAAGAAAACACUGAACAAAAAAUUGUUUAUCGUCGAUUUUGAAGAAGUUACGUAAGGAAUAUAGGUAGAAAUUUGUAGGGUUUUGAACAGAUUAGAUUGAAUCAGUUGAAGAUGGCAUGUUAUUUACCAUUAUCCGCUGCUAAACCCGUGAUGGACGUUGCCAAAAGUUCUGAUACCAUGUCUGAGGUAUCAGAAAACGGUACCGUGACGUCUGAGUGGACUUCCAAAUGGGAUUCCAGGGAAGAUUUGAGGGAUUUGGUGACCAGGCUGGGGCUGACCGACUUGGCUGAUUUGCAUCAGGAGAGAUUCAGGGUGGACAGGACCAAAUUGGAGAAGAUGCUCACAGGCGAUAAUGAGGCACUUUUUCCUGCUGACGUAUUUUUUGCAAAAGUCAUGGAAGACACGGACACGAUCAUAACAUGGCCCAAUAAAUUAAAAAUAGGCGCCAAAUCGAAAAAAGAUCCACAUGUCAGAAUUGCCGGUAGAGCUGAUGAUGUUCAAAUGGCCAAAGAGAGAAUACUGAGCGUUCUGAAUACAAGGUGCAACAGAGUGACAAUGAAAAUGGACGUGAGCUAUACCGACCAUUCCCAUAUUAUUGGCAAAGGUGGACUGAGUAUCAAGCGUGUCAUGGAAGAAACCAGGUGUCACGUCCACUUUCCAGACUCAAACAGAUCAAAUCCUAAUGAAAAAAGCAACCAGGUGUCUAUAUCUGGAGAUUUGGAUGGCGUCGAAAGAGCUAGAUCUAGAGUUAGGGAACUGAUCCCUCUGAUUUUUGGCUUCGAACUGCCAAUAAUGUCAAAGAACGUGGACGUAAACUCACCUUACGUCACCAAGAUCCAGGAACAGUACAGGGUACAGGUUAUGUUCAAAACUAGACCCAAAUUGCACGCUACUCUGGUCUUGGUAAAAGGUCUGGAGUGGGAGGUAUGCCAAGUCAAACAUGCCACCUUGCUGCUCAUGGAAUACAUGUGUGACAAUCUUGCUAGCCAAAUCCCAGUACAGAUGUCGAUGGAAAUCUCGCCCCAUCAUCACCAAAUCGUCCUGGCCAAGAACCACACCAACUUGAAGACCAUCAUGCAGUACACCAGCUGUCAGAUCAUGUUUCCCGAUGCUCAGGACCCGAACAUACCUACUUUGAAGAAAAGUAAUGUGACUAUAACUGGAAAUAUCCACAACGUGUACAAGGCCAGGCAAUUGCUGAUGGGCAGCUUGCCAUUGAUCAUCAUCUUUGACUUGCCUGAUGACGUGACAGGUUUAAGAGUGAAACCUGAACAGAUCAGCGAAAUCCAGUCUACUUGCGAUGUUGUGAUCAACAUUAGACCUAAAGCUAACAAGACAACAAAAGCUUGUGUGAUCAAAGGAAUUGAACGACUUGCCACUAAUAUCUACAAAGCCAGGAACUUGAUUUUGGGUGUGGACUACAUCACCACCAGAGCUGACGUUCCAGCCUCGUACCACAUGCCAAAUUUGGCAGUUUUGACACAACCUAACGAAGUACUAGCCUCGACCAAUGCAGUUCCAGCCAUGUCUCCCUUGCUGAGUCCUCUGGUUUCUUCACCAAGUUGGUAUUUCCCUUCACCAACAGUGAAUCAGCAAACUCAUGCACCACCCUUUGUUGGUAUGACACAGCAACAGCAUUUUUUCCCUAGCAUGAGCAUGGUACAGCAUAAUUCUAACAGCAGUGGGUACCAGUCAGCAACCCCAAAUGUAAUGGACCAAAAUCAGGAAAUGCUCAACGCCAACAGUAGUUCUUGUAGCGCCAGUUCACUGUCAACUAUAUCCAGCGCAAAAAAUAGUCCUGUCCAGCCUGUAUCGCCCAAUUGUUACAGGAACUAUCCUGAAUCUCCUGCGCAUACUCAGUAUAGUCAUAGCAGUACCACCAACGUUUCAGAAUUUGCCACAGCAUUAUCUGAAAUGAACAAUCCGGGAGAGUACCAUGGACCAACUCUGGACAAGAAAAUGUCACUGUCACCCGGAGAUUUGACACCCUAUGAGUACGAAAACAAGCGAUUGGCUGGCUUAAGAGCAAUGCAGGCUUUACCCAACCCUGGAAGUAUGCGAGUACCCAACAAUUCCUGGUCGGGGUACGGUAUAAGCCAGACCAGCCCGGGAGGGUUCCUGGUUGAUAAGUUUAGAUACAGGGAAGAUGAAAUUUGGAAGCCCAACACACCGCGUCAAAAUAGUGACAUGAUGAACAUGCCGUCAACUUCCAGUUCUGCUAUGUUGAACACUAGCAACCUUUUGGAUCAUACUCCAACUCACGUAUGGAACAGGGUUAAUUAUAAUGGUAACUGGCAGGACAUGUCCUCGAUACUGACCGCCCUCAAACUGGACCACUACGUGCCCGUCUUCAAGCAGCACGAAAUAGAUUCGACGAUUUUUUCGACGCUGACCGACAAGGACUUGGUCGACAUUGGCAUCACCGCCUUCGGGGCGAGGAGGAGGAUAUUGCUGGCAAUAUCAGAAAUGAAUAAACGAAAUGUACCAUUUUCUGCAGCACCAGGAGCCGAAAGAAAAGGCUCGUCAUCUAGUUCAAACGGUACCAACGGUAGUCCCAGAAACAGUACCAAUUGGUAGAAUAAAAAUACAUCAACUUUAAUCAUAUAAAAAGAUACCAAAAAGUACAAAAAAUAUCGUUAAUAUAACAUUUCUCCUCAAAAAGAGAAUAUUUUUUUCUUUGUUAAAA